This is a messenger RNA of Haemonchus placei, 633 nucleotides long. The record is from the annotation of a GenBank genome assembly. NCBI's taxonomy places the organism in Eukaryota, Metazoa, Nematoda, Chromadorea, Rhabditida, Trichostrongylidae.
AUGUACUACGAUGAUGAAAGCGUGAAAAGUCUUCCGAGUGAUCGGAAAGAAUUGUUAGAUGGAUUGAUGAAAGAAGCUAUCAGUUUCUUUGAAAGUGCACUCAAAGUGGAACGAUCCGAAGGGACUCGAAUUUCUGCUUAUGUUGGAGAAUUUAAUUGCAGAACAUGUGAAGGAAGCAACUAUAUAAAUGACCUUGGGAAGGUGUUAUGCGAACGAGACUGUGUACCGAAUUGUGGAAAGUUGAAAAUCCCCCCUGAGCACAACAUAUUUUUGUACCUCUAUUUUUACGAUUUCUUUCAGCCAUGUUCGUGCCUUAGUAUAGCUUGUCCUACGGAUUUCAAGCCAUAUGAAGGGGUUCUCGAGGAUGCGGAUUUCGCCUUAUUUGUGUCCGUCAGCAAUGAUGAAUCUUGUCGCCCUCAAGUUUACACCCACAGCGAAUACUGCGGUAGGGAUCUGAAAACAAAUAGGCCAGUGGGCGGUCAUAUUGGAAUUUGUCCAGACGCUUUCAAAUCAAUGCUUCCCAGACAAAGGGUUAAAUGGCUAUCAACUAUCAAACGUGAAAUCGUCCGCAUGCUCGUGUUUGCACCAUACCAUUUGAAAAAGUUUCCGACAGCGAAACUACCCCCGAAGUAA